Molecule: messenger RNA, 1221 nt
Organism: Purpureocillium takamizusanense
Lineage: Eukaryota; Fungi; Ascomycota; Sordariomycetes; Hypocreales; Ophiocordycipitaceae
Exons: 3
Coding region: 354-986 (210 amino acids)
Source: RefSeq, a predicted model, not a curated record
GCAUCCCCGAAUCGUGCUUCAUCCACUACAGCAGCCCGCCGAGCGACAAUCAACACGCUUGCCGCUGCCGUUCUUCGUCGAGCGCUGGCCGCGCAGCUUGCGACCUUGAUCGCCGACCCUCUCGUCACCUCCCGUACCGCCGGUGGCCUCUCUACCCGACUCGAACGAAGCCCAACGAAGUCCGCGCCACGUGCCAGCUCCUUGGGGGUGGGUGAUAAGCCCUUCAGGCGGUGUCGGCGUCGAAACGAGAGAUAUUCCGCGACACUGCGGCGAAACGCGGCGCGCUCUGUCGCUCAACGUAUCCCGCCGUAUGCGACGGUGGUGGUAGCGCAGCAGAAACCAAAACCAGCGCCAUGGACUUCGCGCCCUACCAGUCGUCGCCUCCAGAGCACUCGCGCGUGGCAUCGCCCGAGUUCGCCGGCAAUGCCACAUCCCCUCGACCGUCGCACGAUGCCGGAGGCCGGCGACCAUACUCGCCCUCUGCCGCCUUCAACGCGAGGAGUCCCCCGCCUCUUCAGCACCCGCAGCCGCAGCGCGCAUGGGGUGGCGACCUUGACGACCAGACACAGGCUGGCUCUUGGAUCGGCGGCGGCGGCGGCGGUAACGGCGGUGCCGCCAUGCCGGGUGCGUAUCCCGCCGCCGAAAUCAGCGAGUUUGAUACCAGCCUCGGCCUGAGACUCGAUUACGAGGCCUGCCUUGCGUAUCUCGCCCUGCCACCCCUCGGCGCCAUCUUACUGCUUAUCCUAGAACGCAAGAGUGAUUAUGUUCGAUUCCACGCCUGGCAAGCAGCCCUGCUCUUUACCGCGAUCAUGGUUUUUCACCUCAUCUUCUCCUGGUCCUCGUUUCUAAGCUGGCUCUUCUUUGUUUGCGACAUGGCUCUCAUCGCCUUCCUCACGUUGAGAGCGUAUCGGGACGCCGAGAUCCUGGACAGGUUCGAGGUCCCGUUGUUUGGCAGCAUAGCAAGCCGCUUCCUGGAUGACGAGUAGGACUUGAGAUGCAGCGGUGCCGAAUUACACCUGUCAACGAGGGGGUGGUCUGGUCGGCCUUUUGCCUACCUCGUUUCACUCGCCUGCUUCCUAUUAAUGUAUAAAACAUUGCCUGCAUUGUACUUUCACAUAUACCCCUAUAAUUCAUGAAGGCCUAAACUAGCUACCUUUCAGUCGCGCCUGGUGGACACGUGCGCAACGAGCAUGGCUCCGUCUUUGCAAAUACAACCUCAAC